AUUCGUGCAGAGAAAUCAGAAAAUGUGUAAGAAGAGAGGCAAUAUAAGACCGGGAGCUCUGUUAUGAGGAAGCGUCUUUGUUAGGUGCUUCCAGACCAGCAGAGGUCUCUGUGCUUGUGGGGCUGCAGCUGGAGAAUGAGGCUUUAUCCAUUUUUUUUGUUUGUGGCUGUCUCACUUUGGGCUAAGCUGCAAACCACAGUAGCAGAUUGAUUGAUGCUCCACAGCUCUCAGCCUCUACUUGUGGCUCCCACCACAUGUUUUUCCCAGGAAGAGAAGCAAGAGGAUAAUUGCACAAGAACAUAUAACCAGUAUGAGGGUCACAGGCAUCCUUCUGAUUGUUUGGCUGUCAUUGAUGCAGUCCCACGCUUUCCUGGACAUAUCAGCUGUAGUGGGUGGACCCAUGACUCUUCCAUGUACUUGCUCUGGUGUAGUUAAGUGGACCAUCUUCUCUCCCAUUAAAGCCUCCAUUGCUGAAUGUCACCAUGGGGUAUGUGAGAUUAAAUCACCCUUUCAGAAAAGAUUUUCAUUCUUCGGCAAUACCAGCAGUGGAAAUUUCUCCAUAAGCAUCAGUUCCACACUCUACAACGAUCUCGGCAAUUACCUCUGCACCUGUAAUGGAAAAGACGAUAGUAAAGUUAAACUACAGGUUUAUGACCCUAGGAUUGUGAAGGCUACUGAAGGGUCUAACACCACCCUCCCAUGCUACGGAGACACUCGGCUUGAUGCCAGAGAUGUACAGUGGAAGAAAGAAGGGGAAAAAUUGCUUGAGUAUGCUCAUGCAAAGCCCAAUGAAGCCUCAGCAGGCAGAUUUUCAGUGUCUCAACAAGGUUUUCAAGAUGGCGAUCUCUCACUCCACAUCAGUUUAGUUAAACUGUCUGAUGCUGGAUUUUAUCUGUGUGUCAUUCAUGGUGAAUCUCGUGAGGGAGACCCACGUGCUGUUGUGCUGGAGGUGGAAAAACCCCAACCGGAGCAACAAUCACCCACAUCUGACAGCCACAAACCGGAGCACCAACCACCCACAUCUGACAGCCACAAACAAUAUCUAGGCUUAGGGUUAGGAUUAGGAAUAGGACUACCACUACUGCUAUUGUUCUUUGCUGUCAUCAUUAGAGUGAUUUAUAAGAUAUUUAGCCAACCCCAAGAGGAGACACCCACCAAAUCUGUUGAAGAGGAAUACCCAAUGGUAUCAAAGAAUUCAACAACACAGAUUUUCCAAGACUAGUUCAUACUUAAAGAUCUGCCACAAUGCUUUUUGAUCAUUUAUAAAAACAGGAAACAACAGUUUAUAUUUAGGAUGAGAAAUUUUUUAACACCACUGCCAUGUUGCAUUCUGUCCUUGCAAAGAUCUGAAGCAGUGAUUUCUUUAAAUGGCAAUUGAAGAAAUUCCAUUUAAGACCCGACUCACAACACGUGUACUGUCUCAAUUACUCUAAAAGGGUCGUGCUGGAGUCGGGACUAGCUAUAAAACAUUAAGCAGGACCAUCAGUCUAGCAGUGUUACUCAUUGCGCGGUUCGUGAGCCUCCUGCGGCUCGCCAAGCUUUAAUAUGCGGCUCGAGAUGAUAUGAUCAUGUGGUUAAAAUUUAUUUUUCAUUUAAAUAACAUUAAAAACAAUCAGGGAAGCAUAGAAAAAACAAAUGUGCUCUAUUACAAAUACAUAUAUAUAUAUAUAUAUAUAUAUAUUAUUUGACUCGUCACUGACUCACUGCAUUCUGCGCAAUAGCCAGUUUUUGGUGGCCUGCCAGAAGCUAGUUUGUGUUUCAUGCUAGUUAACAACUUGUGUUUACUGUACACACACGGACUAAAAAAUUGGAUCGAUUUCUUAUCAAACAAUCCAGCGCACAAAAUGAACAGCAACAAAGCAAUGUGACAGUGACAAAAGAGGUAACUGAUGGGGUGCAUGCAUCAUCCGCAACUCGAGUAAUUAUUGUAUUGCAAUAUUGUACAUUGUAUUUAAGCAGAUAAGCUAUUUAAGACUGAAUAACUUGGCAUAGUUUGCGGUGAAAGUGACUCUCCUAUUGACUUUGUCCUAUCAGUGUGGCUCACAUGAAAAAAAUAGUGAAGACCACUGGUCUAGCAGAAAGCAAAACUACGUACAAGCAUAAUGGUAAAACAUGCCCCCCUACAGCCAUGCUGAAUUUCUUCAAUUGUCAUCGCACUUCAUUGACACCCUGGGCCUGUUACAGCACGUGUACUGUCUCAAUUACUCUAAAGGGUCGUGUUGAAUAUGUCCAGGGUGUCAUAAUGAAGAGGUGAUGAAUUCUCUUUUUCAAAGCACCUCAAGCUUUCUCUUGUAAUGCUUUUUAAUGAACACAUCUCUCGUUUUGACAAAUUAAAUAUUAUACUUGUAUUACACUUAAACAUUUUGAAAUACUCAGACCAGCCCGUCUGGUACCAACAACCAUGCCACGUUCAAAGUCACUUAAAUCACCUUUCUUCCCCAUUCUAAUGCUCGGUUUGAGCUGCAGCAGAUCGUCUUGACCAGGUCUACAUGCCUAAAUCCAUUGAGUUGCUGCCAUGUGAUUGGCUGAUUAGAAAUUUGCGUUAAUGAGCAGUUGGACAGGUGUACCUAAUAAAGUGGCCGGUGAGAGUGGGUGUAUGUGUAUAUAUUUAGAAUAAAUAUUAUUACCUAAUAGCGAAAACACUUUAAUAGUGUCAGUUAGCUCUUCUUUUUACCAUAAUUAUCCUAUUCUAAUUACAACACCACAGGUAUAAAUUGAUAGAAAAUGUUAAAUCUUAAAUGGUGAUGUUGCCCAAAAAACAGAAUUUGAGCUAGACACUGAUAUUUAUACACUGCUUAGAGACUUUGUGCAUUUAACUACUCAAAGAAUAAAUAAACCUGUUACAAUAAAAUAAAACCUAUUAACAAUAUUAGGGCAACCCAAUGCUUUAGAAGCUAUUUUUCUUCACUGAGGGAAGAAAAGCUUGCUUACAUAAAUGUAUUAAACCUAUUUGUUUUUAUUUUACAUUUACUAUGUUAUACCAACUACAGCACAUUAUUUACUAUUGUCCUAGAAGAUGCAUGAGUAUUUCUUCCCAUUUUAAUGGUUACUACUAUUUGUUGUGUAAAAUAAUAACUGUAACAAGUAGGGGCUCUAAUCCAUGAUAAAAACACAACAGCAUCAUUUAGUUGUGAUGCAAAGGGAUCCGCAGUGUCUUACACACAGAGGAAAACGUAAAGAAUAAUAUUCUGUACAUGUAAAUGUAUGAAUAUAUUCAGAUCGGCUCACAAACUACAAAGAGCCGACUCAAAGAGCCGACUCGUCCGCAAACACCACACCAGUUGUUUCUACAUCAUAAACAUAUACCUAAGGUUUGAGAAACCCUAGACGUAAUUAAAUCUGAAUUAGCUCACGUAUAUCGUGUAAUAACGGGUAAGUAAAAUGGAAAUAGCUUAAUAUUUCAUAAAUUACAGCCGUUAGCUAACCAAUUAGCAACAAAAAAUUAGCAUUAACUAACUUACCUGUUUAUUACUUACCAGCUACAUACAGCUCGUGGGACCAAAUGUAAAAUAAUAAACUAUUUCGCUUUCUUUAUAAUCUUCACAUUUAUGUUUAUUGAAAGCAUUAGUAAUUGUACCAGGUUUGCUGUAGCAAUAUUUGAAAAAUAACUUAGGAUAACUUAAAACUAAUUAAGAUAAGCGUCGUAAUUGGACCAAUCACUAGCGUCCUCUAAAUCACGUGACCAAAUUAACCCUCUCCUAGCACCUGUUGUGAUCUGUGGCGUAAUAAUAGUGAGUCAAAAACACGUGGUAUUUUUGUGAACGUUUUAAAAUAUACUCUAAACUGCAACCUUAAACGGUGUGCUAUGAGAUGCUUUUCUGCUCUGUUCUUAAUACUAUAUCCUUAUAAUAAUUACUAAACCUUGUUGGGCUACUUAAAAAUAAAGACAAAAUAAUCACACUAAACAUUACCAUUCAUUUUAAAUGAGGUGAUCAAAAAGAAUCUACAAUGAUUAAGUACCACUUACCAUAUAAUUUAGUCCAAAAAUUUGAGCAAUGAAUAAUUCUGUAUUUUUAAGUCAACAACCAUUAGCAAACCAACCAUGUGUACAAUAAUUCACAGUACUGGCUUAUAGAACUAAGACUGGUCAUCUUUGGGCUCAUCAUGUUAAUAUGCUGGACUGAACAUUUCUCCAAUUUGCAAGGCAAAAACAUUAUUAGUAACAGGUGAAGCUAAAAUGGACGUUUUGCAACCUCACUGGCAUGUUACUCAAUUCCUAAACACAUAUCCAGAUGGCAGCAGCCAUCCUUUUUAAGACAAAACAUACAUGUUAUUAUUCAUUCAUAUUAUACAAUGUGUGUGUAAUAUGUAUAUAUAUAUGGUCGUAUGCCCCUUUUUUCUUUUAUCAACAAUAGCAAUGUUUUUGGAUGGCAUAAACAAAUGUAGGAUGUUACUGUAAAUAUAUUGCAGUAUGUCUCUAGAAAUAAUAAAA
Molecule: messenger RNA, 4432 nt
Organism: Tachysurus vachellii
Lineage: Eukaryota; Metazoa; Chordata; Actinopteri; Siluriformes; Bagridae
Exons: 5
Coding region: 311-1222 (303 amino acids)
Biological process (GO): negative regulation of T cell proliferation; T cell costimulation; immune response
Cellular component (GO): external side of plasma membrane
Source: RefSeq, a predicted model, not a curated record